Lasiodiplodia theobromae is the source of this 1221-nucleotide messenger RNA. Its product is annotated as Sesquiterpene cyclase protein. The record is from RefSeq and is a predicted model, not a curated record. Bases 1 to 1221 code for a protein of 406 amino acids. Lineage: Eukaryota; Fungi; Ascomycota; Dothideomycetes; Botryosphaeriales; Botryosphaeriaceae. The transcript has 3 exons.
AUGGCCAAUCAAGUCCUGCAACUGGAUAAGAUCGCGGCGCCCGAUGACUUACCAGAGGUGAUGCCAGUCCUUUUCUCAUGGAACUACAUCCCACGGCUGCCGCCAUUCAUCAACGCACGGGAGUGGACCUUUGAGCUGCCUAUUGAUACCAACCGCGAUGCUGUCGACCCUUCUUGGCGCAACUCGUUUCCCAUCAAUCCCAAAGCUGCGAGUCUGCCCUAUCAUACUGGCCUGACAUUCGCGCGCCACAACCGGUUCUGGAGGUCGGCACUCAGAUACGCAGCAGAGCUCUGUGAACUUCUUGCCACAGAUCAGAGCUACAAUAAUACAAACCUAACGCGGGGAGGUACCCUAGCAAGCAUCGGCCAGCGGGAACUGAAGAAGCCUGAGGGCGAGCGCUUCGUCACUUUUGCGAUCAAUCUCUUCCCACAGGCAGAUGAGGAACGCAUGCAAUUGAUUGCUGCUGGCAUUUUAUUCGUCGUGACGUUCGAUGAUUCUUGGGAAGAAGCUCCAAGCGAGUCGCUCCAAAACGUCCAAUCCGACUUCGUCGCGCGCCUCCGCGGCGAAGCCAGCUCCACAUCCACCGGCAGCCCAUCCAACGCCCGCACGCCUCUCCAGACCCGCAUCGACGAGAUCGUCUCCCGCUGCCACUCCUGCGACGCGCGCACCGGCACCACCUGCGGCGCCGACUUCAUCGCCGCGCUAAUCGAAUGGGUCCAGCACCCGCCACCGGCGCCCGCCAACUUCGCCACGCCCCGCGCGUACCUCGACUACCGCUGGGACGACGCCGCGAACGCGUGGCUCGUCGCCGCGUGCCGGCUCAGCAUCGCGUCGCCCAUCCCCAUGGGUGAGCCGCGCCUGGCGCGGCUCGUGCGCCUGGUGGGCGAUCACGUGUCGAUUGUGAAUGAUCUGGGGUCGUUUGAUAAGGAGUGGGCGGCGUUCGAGGGCGGGCGGACUGUCGUGCUGAUUAAUGUUGUGCAGGUGCUAAGGGAGAGCUGUGGGCUCGGCGUGGAUGAUGCGAAGGCUGCGGCGUUCGUGCUGCAGUUGCUGAAUGAGAGGGAGAUACGGGAGGAGCUUGAGCGCUUGAAGAGAGACGAGGAACUGGGCGUUGAGCAUUGGCGCUUUGUGGAUUCGUUGCUGGCGCUUAUCGCGGGCAAUACGUUUUAUACCAUGACGACGUCUAGAUACGGUGGUGAGGCAGCGAGGAUCAAAAAGGAUUGA